AUGCUUACUUCGACUCAGCCGUAUGCCGACAUCUUAGGAGGCCCAGCACGCAUAUCGCUAUCCAAUGACCCGGCGUCUCGUCUAGUCCGGCGUUCUUUCAAUGCAGCAGCAGCGCCUAUAAGCGUGCCCUUGGGUCACAGGAUACCUUCAAAAUCCUGGGAUAGCCACAUGCACGUCGUGGAACCCAAGCACUUCCCUAUUUCUCCGAAGGCAGUAUACCAGCCUACCACCCAUACCUUGGAAGAUGCACUUUACUUCGAGUCGACGUUGGGAGUGGAGAACCUUGUCUUUGUGCAACCAUCCAUCUAUGGAACCGACAACUCCUGUCUUCUAGCCGCCCUGGCUAAACUCGGCCCUUCCCGUGGUCGCGGAGUCGUGGUGAUUGACCCCGACAACAUUCAAACAGAAACGCUGGAUGAGUGGCAUACCCUGGGUGUUCGUGGUCUCCGUGUGAACCUCCAGUCUGUGGGCAAGGUCAUGAAUCAGACCGAGUUGGAACAGGAGCUGCUUCGACACGCCGACAUUGCGCGGCCUCGGAACUGGAUUAUCGAAAUGUACGUUCCUUUAAAGAUGGUGCCUAUGCUCGAAUCCAUCGUGCCUCGGCUCGGCGUCACCGUCUGCAUCGACCAUUUCGGAAGCCCUGAACUCUCUUCGAUCUCAUGGGCCAAGGAGGCCCUGCCCUUCGACCCAUACAACCUUCCCGGGUUUGACUCCUUGAUCUCCCUGAUUCGCCAGGGAAACACCUACAUCAAGGUGUCCGCCCCUUACCGCCUCACCAAGGACCGUCAUAUGCGUGAUCUCAAGGCCAUGGCCUGCGAGUUUCUCUCUGCGGCACCGGACCGAGUCAUCUACGCCACGGACUGGCCUCAUACUCGUUUUACCGGUGUCGACAUCAGCCCUUUCACACAAUGGUGCCUGGAUCUUUGCACUCACGAACCUGGACUCGCAGAGAAGCUGUUCCGCAGAAACACCGAGAGAAUGUUGGACGUCAAGUCUGACUAG
This is a messenger RNA of Penicillium maclennaniae, 1002 nucleotides long. RefSeq names its product putative TIM barrel metal-dependent hydrolase. NCBI's taxonomy places the organism in Eukaryota, Fungi, Ascomycota, Eurotiomycetes, Eurotiales, Aspergillaceae. Gene Ontology annotation, molecular function: hydrolase activity. Bases 1 to 1002 code for a protein of 333 amino acids. The transcript has a single exon. The record is from RefSeq and is a predicted model, not a curated record.